Molecule: messenger RNA, 6875 nt
Organism: Gymnodraco acuticeps
Lineage: Eukaryota; Metazoa; Chordata; Actinopteri; Perciformes; Bathydraconidae
Gene: oxsr1a
Product: oxidative stress responsive kinase 1a
Exons: 17
Coding region: 2421-3974 (517 amino acids)
Biological process (GO): protein phosphorylation
Molecular function (GO): ATP binding; protein serine/threonine kinase activity
Source: RefSeq, a predicted model, not a curated record
UCCAGGUAUCAGUUCCUCACCCUGAUGAAACUCUAGAUGUGAGAAAGAGGGGAAGUUCACCUGAGAACCACCUAUAGGAUUUUAUGGGUGGUUCUAAUAAAUACUCAUAUAGUGUGGAGUGGACAUUUCCAAGCACUUCCUGUUGGCUUUGGCUGUGUUUUCAUGCAGCCACCUGUUCCUCAUUUGAACACAAGGUAAACACGAUGAAGAAGGCUGAACAGCAGACUUGGCUAGUUGCCCGGACACACAGCUCACAGUGAAUUGGAGCAUAUUGGUUACACUGAAUGGGACAGAUGAUUUUUAUUUUUUUUCUCCUCUCCUUUUCAUGUGCAGCUUAGCCUUGGCAGGAUAAUAGCACUGCAAUCACUGGUGCGUUGGGGCUCUUGUGGCUCUCAGCACUUCCCUUUCAGGCCUGGCUUAUCCUCAGCGCACUGUCAGCAUCAGGAUGAGUGAGCUUUAAUGCAGCUUCCGGGCAAAGACUGAUCACUUCCAACAAACCCCACAAGGUUCAGAGAAACAUGCAGGAAAACAUGUGCAACAGACUACUUUACUGCACAAUAAUCUCAAACAGGACAUUUGGCUUUUGUCCCUUUUCUGACUAGUUUGUAUGCAAUCCUUGUCUUUGUCCGAGGUCUUGCAGAAGAACAAAUAACUCAAUUUUCGGACAUCUGCAUGGCAAAACUAGUCGAUGUGUUUUUGGUAGACGAGGAGAUGACCUUUUGCAGCAAAGAUGUGUGUAUCAGCCUUACAGUAUGUGGUGUCAGUGCAUGAAAUGUCUCACAAAAUACUUCAAUGCAUUGCAGACAAACAAUGGUCAGAGACUAACUGUAUUGGUGAAGUCUGUGCCUUUGCUGGGUGUCUCUGCUUGUUCAACAAGUAAGAACAGGCCCUUCUAACACACUCCUAUACCCAGUGUUGGGAAAACUCCUUUAAUAGCUUUAUGGGAUGCAAUAUAACUUAGCGCUGGAAGAAGUUGAAAUACAGCAAAGUCACCCUGGGGAGGAAUUUGGUUAAAGCUAAACCCUAGCCUAACAGGAAGGAGAAAUUCAGAUGUGUGUGAUACAGGUUUAUCACAAAAGAUGAUUGAAGUUACAACAAUGGCACUCAAUUGAGUUGAUUUGAAAAGGUGAUCUGUCUUUCACGGGUCCAAAUCAUUAAAUACCGCACAAAGAAAAAGGAGAUGAACUGGUCAAUGGGUUCUAAACAGUAGACAAGCAAAGGUAUAUACAAAGAAAUGUUGCUCCUUUUAUUGCCCACAAUAUACAGAUAACAACACAAAAAAAGGUAAAAAAGUAAAAUAGAUGCUUGAAUCACUUUGAAAAUAUAAAGAUGAACUACCAGCCAUCUACUGCAAACUUGGUUAACCUUCUACAUUAACUUCACUAAUCCCCAACCCUACCAUCCUCUGCUGCCUCUCCCAAAACAUCCUCAAGUCUCAUGGCACUGAGUCAGUGACAUGGAUUAUGCAAUACCUGGGUUACAAAAGGAUACAGCCCAAAGAGGAAGUAACAUCGGAAACAAUAAAUACAAAGACAAUAUGUAAACAACUGUCUUAAGUGUAUGAAUACUGCAUGGUGAACGCUUUGCCACAUUUUGAAUUACAAAAUGGAAAUUGAAGGAUUCAAUUAGCCUGAAAAAAACCCUUAAAGUUUAAGGUUUUUUUUGUAGCUGUGGAAAUUACUUUUAGUAGGCUACUUCACUGCAGUACAAGUUUAAGGUAUUUGUGCUUUUCCUAAAAAAGUACAAUGGUUGUAUAAAAAUAUCAUGCGUGAUAGACCACCUACUACACAGAAUCAUACAAAAACAAUUAAGAUCAGCCAUAACAUCUAUCUAAAUGUAAAUUUGACAUAUUGGAAUAAUGGCAUAAUUCAUACCACUUUAACUUUUUGAAUGCAAGGCCUUUACUUGUAAUUGCUAUUUUACUUGAAUAAAUGACCAGAACACGCCUCCCACCAAUUAUUUUGGUAUUUCCUAUAGACUUUUUAAGAUUAAGCAACAUUGUCCCCUUCAAAAAGUGUUGUAAUGUAGGCAUUAGCGCCCUCUAUUGGAUAUACUCUGCACACUUACAAGAGAGGAACAUAAGAAUAACAUGUUUAUUGUCUAAACACUAAACUAUUUUAACUAACCGGUCCAUCACUGUCGUCAACCUUUUUUGUAUCGUGUUUCCGAAUGUUAGGAACUUUUAACAGACUUUGCCACACUCAACAUGGCGAUGUCUCCGUCCCUCUCACUUAGUUCGUACGUAACACACUGCGUCAGUCGUGCGUAAAGUCGUGUUGACAAGAGCGGUAGGAGUUGUCAGCGGAACAGCAGCAGCCAGCAUCACCGGAGCCGAAUGGAGUAACCACAAAUAUAUUAUUCCAGACAGCGUCUCUGUUCCUCUUUAGAAGCAGUGUUUACACAGUUCAAACAACGACACCAUGGCAGACGACCAGGCCUCUCAAUCCUGGACCAUCGACAGGGAUGACUACGAACUCAAUGAGGUGAUAGGGAGUGGAGCCACUGCAGUCGUCCAGGCAGCGUACUGCAAGCCGAGAAAGGAGAAGGUGGCCAUCAAACGCAUCAACCUGGAGAAGUGUCAAACCAGCAUGGAUGAGCUCCUGAAAGAGAUCCAGGCCAUGAGCCAGUGCCACCACCCGAACAUCGUGUCUUAUUAUACCUCCUUUGUGGUGAAGGAUGAGCUGUGGCUGGUGAUGAAGCUGCUCAGUGGAGGCUCAGUGUUGGACAUCAUCAAGCAUAUCAUCUCUCGCGGCGAGCACAAGACCGGAGUGUUGGACGAGGCUAGCAUCGCCAGUAUCCUGAAAGAAGUCUUGGAGGGGCUGGAGUACCUUCACAAAAACGGGCAGAUUCACCGGGAUCUAAAAGCUGGAAACAUCCUUCUUGGGGACGAUGGCUUUGUGCAAAUUGCUGACUUCGGUGUGAGUGCCUUUCUAUCAGCUGGAGGAGACAUGACCAGGAACAAGGUCCGGAAGACGUUUGUGGGGACGCCGUGUUGGAUGGCGCCCGAGGUCAUGGAGCAGGUCCGCGGCUACGACUUCAAAGCCGACAUCUGGAGUUUCGGAAUAACAGCCAUCGAACUGGCCACUGGGGCUGCACCAUAUCACAAAUACCCACCGAUGAAGGUGCUGAUGCUGACUCUGCAGAACGACCCUCCCUGUCUGGAGACAGGCAUCACAGACAAGGAUAUGGUGAAGAAGUAUGGCAAGUCCUUCCGGAAGAUGCUCUCUCUGUGUUUACAGAAAGAUCCAGAAAAAAGGCCAACUGCAGCCGAGCUGCUGAAGCAUAAAUUCUUCACUAAAGCCAAAAACAACGAGUACUUGCAGGAGCGUCUUCUACACAAAGGUCCAACAAUAACGGAGCGAUCCAAAAAGGUGCGUCGCGUGCCCGGCUCCAGCGGCCGUCUCCACAAGACGGAGGACGGCAGCUGGGAGUGGAGCGACGACGAGCUGGACGAGGAGAGCGAGGAGGGCAAAGCUGCUGUGGCGGCUCUGCGGUCCCCCAGAGUGAAGGACGGCUCCGAGAAUAUGGAGCUUUUCCCGCCAGCAGAUGGCUCCUCACAGCAUCUGCAGCCCCCCGGUGCGGCACCCCAGCCGGGGGAGGAGGCUCCAGCGCCGGUUCCCACUCAGACGGCGAGCCCCUCACAUGCACCCCCUGCUCAGGAUCCUGCUGCAGGCAAUGCCAGUGUUCCCAUCAGCCUCGUCCUGAGACUGAGGAAUCCCAAGAAGGAACUCAACGACAUCCGGUUUGAGUUCAUGUCCGGCAGAGAUUCAGCCGACGGAGUUUCUCAGGAGUUGGUCUCCGCGGGUCUGGUUGAUGGGAGGGACUUAGUCAUUGUCGCUGCCAAUUUGCAAAAGAUUGUCGAUGAUCCGCUUGGUAACAAAAAUGUGACUUUUAAACUGGCAUCUGGCGUGGAGGAGUCUGAAAUUCCCGAUGAUAUUAAACUCAUUGGAUUUGCGCAGCUCAGCAUCAGUUAAGUCAAGGUCAGCCAUCAACAGAGGAUAGAAACUAAUGGUAUUGCACAGCUGCAUUGUAGUAAAUUCCAAGAAACCACUACUGCCAAAGAGAGGGCGAGGAAGACGAUGAUGAUGAUGAGGAGUCGGGAAGCUGGCAGGAGUGCAACACUACUGCAGGAUGCAUGAGGACCACAUUGAGAAGGGGCUCAGUUCAUUACAGGAAUCACACUUGAAACGUUUACAGUGCGCUUAUACAGUGAAUGGGAGAAGAGAUGCAAUCAACUAUAUCAACUCCUAAUUUCUUCUUCUUCUUUCUUUUGCUUCAUACCUAAGCACAAUCCAAACCAUCUCCUGCCAGUACUGGAAGCGAUUGCCUUUUCUUUUUUAAAUCAAAUGUGCCACAACACUCACAAGAGUGUUGUGCUUACUUUAUAUGGCACUUUAUGACACACUGAAAUUGAAAAGUGUAUAUUCAGCCUUAGUUAGUCAAAGUAUAGAUUUUACCAGUGUGUUUGGUGAAAAUAAAAUUGAGUAUCUGUGAUUAUUAGGUGUAUUAUAUGUACGCCUACCCAAGAAAUCUUAGGAAAAUCUCCUUUAACACUGAUAAAACUAAUUUAGACACACUGUAGCAUAGUUUUAGUUUUGUAAUUCUGUAAAUUCAGAUGGAUUUUUAUGUAGAAUAUAAGAAAGUUACCAGAUUUCUGUACACAGCAGCUCCAGGCGUGUGGUGUGGUGGUUUUGUCAAAACAUACCCAAAGUGUUUAGGCUCUGACUGCACGGCUGAAACCAUUCAAAGACACACAAGGGUCAAUUAUAACUGCAGUAACAACCCUUUUUCAGAUGGCCUUUCCCGAGAUGUUCAAAGAAAGCAUUAUUUUCACAGAUUUAGACCUGGCUUAUAUUCUUCUACUAUGCAAUAGGUGUUUUAUUUUCGCCGCGUGUGACCACUGGCUGCUAAUAUUACUUCUCUUGAGAUGAAUACAUUUACUUUUUGUGCUUGUACUGCACUAGGAGUUCACAAAGUCAGACAGGCAGCUUCAGGAACCUGCAGUGAGACUUCCUUUCGUAAUAACAAGCAAAGUGAAACAUUAACAGGCACAACAGACAGAAGCGGGUAAUGUUUGUCAAUGUUCCCGUGUAAAUGGGGAUCACUUGGUCCGUUUACCAUUACUGAUCUAACAGCUGGGAAGAAUCCUGAAUGCUGGCAAUGAAAGUUGAGUCUGGAGCUGCUAGUGUUACAGGCUGACAGACGAUGAACUUCUGUGGAGUGGUGCACGCUCAAAAACUGAAAAUUAUCAACCAAAGUAAAAUAUAGUUUAAAUGGUCAGUUUACCCAAAUUGCUAAAAAAAAAAAGUAAUAUUUUGUCACUUGCCUCAAGUGGUAUUGAGCUGAUACAUUUGGUCUUAUCUGCCUCUUAUUUCAUACAGUUCAUGUCUAUGGAAUGUAGCCAUGCUAGCGGCUUAAAUAUUGCGUUGUAAUGAGCUAAAUAUAUUUAAGAUCCCUAAAUCGUUUGUCACUGGUGAUUCUUUGUUCCACCAGAAUAUCAAAAAAUAAAAACAUUUUGAAUUGGUUUAUAACCAAUAAACUAAUACCAUACACAUUAGCUUCAGCUGUGCUUUGUUUUUAGCGCUAAGUAGCUAAAGUUGGCAUGCUAACACGCUAAACUGAGAUCGUGAACAUUACACCCGCUAAACAUUAGCAUGUUGGCAUUGCCAUUGGAAAACGUUAGCACGCUAUUAGCUAGUAAAUCCUCGCAGUGCAGCUAGCAUGACGCUACACUUAUCACAAAUUCAAUUCCAUGUACAUGCAUUGUAUUUAUGGGCAGCAGGAAUCUUAAGAGAAACCCCUAGAGGUAAAUGUUUCCUAUAUUGGGUGAAAUAAGCCUUUAAACUUCUCCAGAAGCCAGUUAUUAUCCAGUUUUUGUUCCUUCUCACUAGGCAAGUUGUUGUGCCAGUACAGUAGUCUCUUUGCUAUAUAAACUUUCACCAACAAAUCACUGUCGUCACUCCCUGUGUAGCUGUAUGGUUGUUUAGUACCUCGUGCAAGGCCUGCGACAUGGCUCCGAGUUCAGGUACUGAUGUAAAUGGUGUAUGUAAAGAUGUUGUAAAUGUACGUAUGAUGGCAACUCCAUGCACUGUCACACAAACAUCAUGAGGGUUGUAUGUAACCAUGUAGAUGCAUUGACUGUUUAAGUGUCCUGUCAGAUAAAUGGAACAUUUGACUUGUAAAUAUAGAUUAAGGCAGAUUGAGACUGCUCAUGUUCAGUACACAGUUGAAUUUUUUUUGUAGUAUUUUUCCACUGUUGGCCUUUAUCAAAGCAUCACUUAUGCACAAAUUAUUUGUUUAAUUGGCACCUUAUUGACAUGUUAACAUGCGUAUUUUCGGGAUUACAUGCAAUUUAUAAUCACACACUUUGUGCUUUGACGUCCUGAUAUGCAGUUUUCUCACCGAAACCUGUCCGAUGCUAAUGCAUACAAUAUCAUUUUCAUAAGACGGGCAGCACAGGUUACACUCUUCCCCCCUGUGUGUGUAUGUGUGCGAUUUUGGUGAUAACAUGAUUGAUCAUCAAAUGCUUUGAGCUGAAAGUCACUUAGAUAUUCUUAAUUUCUUUCCAUUUUUAUUGUUUACUUAUCAGAAACAACAUUAUUCUGCCUCUUAAUGGAGACACCAAAUGAUUAGUAUCAAUUGAAUCACUUAAUUGGCGAGCAAAUGUGUUCUUUUUUUUCUUUUUUACAGAUCAUUACAUAUAUUUUUUAAAUAUCAUUGAUUAUACAAUGUGUACAUCGACAAAUGCAUAAUUUGAAGUGGAAUAUUUCUGAUAAGAUACAAAGGAGAUUCCUUGACAUGUAUAGAUUAUUGGAUAAUGUCAACAAAUGCAAAUUAUUUUUAGUAGCUGAAUAAAGUCACAUGAUGGAAUUCAA